UUUGAGAGGACUGCUAAUUAUCAUCUGUGUUAUGUUGUUUACCGGUUCUUGGGGAAGCGACUUUAUAGCACCUCCAAGUCAAACAACUACAGGCGCUCCUUCUGCUGAAGUUAUUGAUUCUCAUGGGAUCGACUACAAUACAACAACUUCAAGUCUCACAACUACAGGCGUUCUUUCUGAUAAUGUUACCAAUUCUCAAGGGAUUGACUAUAAUACAACAACUCCAAGUCUCACAACUACAGGCGUCCUUUCUGAUAAUGUUACCAAUUCUCAAGGGAUUGACUAUAAUACAACAACUCCAAGUCUCACAACUACAGGCGUCCUUUCUGAUAAUGUUACCAAUUCUCAAGGGAUUGACUAUAAUACAACAACUCCAAGUCUCACAACUACAGGUGUCCUUUCUGUUAAUGUUACCGGUUGCCUCGGGUACGACUAUAAUACAACUUCAAGUCUCACAACUACAGGCGUCCUUUCUGUUAUUGUUACUGGUUCCCUUGAGUACAACUAUAAUACAACAACUUCAAGUCUCACAACUACAGGCAUUGUUUCUGUCAAUGUUACCGGUUCUCAAGGGUUCGACUAUAAUACAUCUCCAAGUCUCACAGCUACAGGUGUCAUUUCUGUUAAUGUUACCGGUUGCAUCGGGUACGACUAUAAUACAACUUCAAGUCUCACAACUACAGGCGUCCUUUCUGUUAUUGUUACCGGUUCCCUUGAGUACAACUAUAAUACAACAUCUCCAAGUCUCACAACUAUAGGCACCCUUUCUGUUAUUGUUACCGGUUCCCUUGGGUACGACUAUAAUACAACAACUUUAAGUCUCACAUCUACAGGCGUCUUUUCUGUUAUUGUUGCCAGUUCCCUUGGGUACAACUAUAAUACAACAAAUCCAAGUCUCACAACUACAGGCAUCCUUUCUGUUAAUGUUACCGGUUCCCUUGGGUACGACUAUAAUACAACAACUUCAAGUCUCACAACUACAGGCGUCUUUUCUGUUAUUGUUGCCAGUUCCCUUGGGUACAACUAUAAUACAACAACUCCAAGUCUCACAACUACAGGCGUCCUUUCUGUUAAUGUUACCGGUUCCCUUGGGUACGACUAUAAUACAACAACUUCAAGUCUAACAACUACAGGCGCCCUUUCUGUUAUUGUUGCCGGUUCCCUUGGGUACAACUAUAAUACAACAAUUCCAAGUCUCACAACUACAGGCGUCCUUUCUUGUAAUGUUACCGGUUCUCAAGGGAUCAAUUAUAAUACAACAACUCCAAGUCUCACAACUACAGGCGUCCAUUCUGUUAAUGUAACCAGUUCCCUUGGGUACGACUAUAAUACAACAACUUCAAGUCUCACAACUACAGGUGUCCAUUCUGUUAAUGUUACCGGUUCCCUUGGGUACGACAAUAAUACAACAACUCCAAGUCUCACAACUACAGGUGUCCAUUCUGUUAAUGGGACCGGUUCUCAAGGGAUCGACUAUAAUACAACAACUCCAAGUCUUGCAACUACAGGUGUCCAUUCUGUUAAUGUUACCAGUUCCCUUAAGUACAACUUUAAUACAACAACUCCAAGUCUCACAACUACAGGUGUCCAUUCUGUUAAUGUUACCGGUUCCCUUGGGUACAACUAUAAUACAACAACUUCAAGUCUCACAACUACAGGUGUCCAUUCUGUUAAUGUUACCAGUUCCCUUAAGUACAACUUUAAUACAACAACUCCAAGUCUCACAACUACAGGUGUCCAUUCUGUUAAUGUUACCGGUUCCCUUGGGUACAACUAUAAUACAACAACUUCAAGUCUCACAACUACAGGUGUCCAUUCUGUUAAUGUUACCGGUUCCCUUGGGUACGACAAUGAGUAUGACUAUGACGGAAUAUUUACAAAUCUCGUAAAUACAGAGCACAAGAUGUUUAACAAACCUUCUUGA
Misgurnus anguillicaudatus (oriental weatherfish) is the source of this 1924-nucleotide messenger RNA. The record is from RefSeq and is a predicted model, not a curated record. Lineage: Eukaryota; Metazoa; Chordata; Actinopteri; Cypriniformes; Cobitidae.